GCCUUGUCUUCUUUUACCAAGACAAUGAACUAUAUUUUUCGUUUCUAUUAGAUAGCUGACUUUCUAUUUUUCUUUUCCAGGUAAGUGUGUAAAACACCAACUUUACCAAGUGGUUGAAGUCCAAUUUAUAAGAGUUCUUCUGCAUUAGCACAACAACUAUAACAUACCCAGUGUGAUCUUACAAGUGGGGUCUGGUAUCUUUAGCAUGAAGCUUAUUGCACGGUUAAGGCCCGUCCAUACCUAUACAGCUCUUCGUGAAAUUAUAGGGCCUCUGCAAUCUCGUUCGUUUCAACCUGAUUUUGUUCCCAGAGAUCCCAAUGCCAAGCCCAUAAAAUACAAAUAUCCUCCUGCCUAUGAUCCAUAUGGCCCUAGGCCUGAACCAUCAGACAAGGUAGUUCAGCUUGCUGAACGUAUUGCUGCUUUACCCCCAGAAGAGCGUAGACAAAUCGGUCCUUCACUCAGAGAGAUAUUAAGACACCCUAAUUUGAAACAAAUUCAAGUAGAAGGCAUGGAUUUGGGUGCAACAGGUGGUGGACCGGCAAAGGCUGAGGAGAAGAAGGCAGAGAAAACAGUAUUUGAUGUCAAGUUGGAGAAAUUUGAAGCAGCUGCGAAAAUCAAGGUGAUCAAAGAGGUUCGAUCCUUCACGAGUCUAGGUCUGAAAGAAGCCAAGGACCUGGUCGAAAAAGUUCCUGCUAUACUUAAGCAAGGAGUAACCAAAGAGGAGGCUAGCGAAAUAAUAGAAAAGAUCAAAGCUGCUGGAGGAUUUGCAGUUAUGAAGUAAUAACCUCUGCUGGAUUUAGCAGGUUUUCUUAUCCUGCCAUCCUUAGUUUGUUUUGUAAGAGAAUAUGCCAACUACAUAGUUUCUAAUUUUCUAUGUUAGAAUUUGCUUCUUGGAUUAUGAAUUUAUAAUUAUCUCUGUCGGGCUAGGGCAUAUUAGAAGCUUCUUUAUUUUGAUGAAGCAAUCAAUAAUAUGAUUUUGGAGUCAAUUGCGAGUA
This is a messenger RNA of Lycium ferocissimum, 995 nucleotides long. RefSeq lists its product as uncharacterized. NCBI's taxonomy places the organism in Eukaryota, Viridiplantae, Streptophyta, Magnoliopsida, Solanales, Solanaceae. The record is from RefSeq and is a predicted model, not a curated record. The transcript has a single exon. Gene Ontology annotation, biological process: translation. Gene Ontology annotation, molecular function: structural constituent of ribosome. Bases 206 to 781 code for a protein of 191 amino acids. Gene Ontology annotation, cellular component: ribosome.